AUGGCUGCUUCUUCGUCGUCUGAUUCCGGCACCAGUGGUGGCCGCGGUUGUAAUUCUGGUGUUAGUUGCUGUGGUGGAGCACGCGCCGAGAGUGGUGUCCAAGCUCGUGCGAAUGCUGCGUUAUCCAGGGAUUUGCGUAGCUUGUCGCCUCCAGUUCUUCGAGAUCUGAAGCAGUCGUUGUUUCAGCUAGCAAAUUACUACGCAGUAUCGCUUCCGAAGAUUACCAAUAGUUUUGAUGGAGGUCAAUCGAGUUCUAAGCCGCUGCUUGAUCGCAUUGGAAUCUGUUACGUCUCCCGGGAUCGUGUUUCUUGUGCCGAUGAGCUGAAGAUCGCAUAUAAUCCACAUGGAAACUUCAAUCUGCGCGAUCUUCACCAUGCUCUAAACAAUGUGCCUACCGAUGCUUUGUCGCCCCAAUCCAGUGAUUCUGGAGCUUUAUGUAGGGACCUGAAGCUGGCUGAUGUCCUGAGUGAAGAAAGUCUGUACACUUGGGGAGGCCAUGGCAAAAAUAUUGCAAGAAAAGUGAUUUCGAUAAGUUCUUCUUUUACUGGUGCCCUAAAUUCUGAAACAAUAAAAGCUCUAAUGGAUGCUUCUGACAAGAAUGUUAUAGUGGAACUUAUUUCUUUGGAGCGAACAUUAAACCACCAUGGUGGUAUUGAUCAACUUGUAAAACAGAUUGAUUCGCUUAACAACUGCUCAUUUCAGACAUUGAUUCCAGAUCUACAGGUAUUGCAUGGUCUCGUGAAAAGAUGGCUCCAAGAAUUAACAGAUGACAGAGAAGAACCAUUACAAGCUAGUUUUAUAUUCAAGACAAAUCUAAUGAGCUCAAUGAAUCAGAUAUCCUGCAACUUAUGUGCAUCUUUCAAUCCUAUGGCCGACGAGUUCUUCUUUUGUGAGACAUGCAGGUGUCAUGGCAAACCAUUGGGUCACUCAAAUAUGAAGCCAAACAAGUCUUUGUCUUGUCCAGUAACCAGUGAUGACCUUGGAGAUUUAGAUAUCGUUGAGAACUCUGUCAGGGUUGGUGAAGAGACAAUCCUCUAUAUGCCGUCUUUCCAGGGUUGUUCGAAGCUCAAGAAACUUGCAUCACCCAUUGACUUCGUUGUCAUUCAGAGGACCAACUUAGUAUCACUCUGUGAAGGGUUAUUAAUGGGCGCUACUUAUUUUGUUAUUCCAUCAACUUUUAACCAUUCGGAUGAUAACAACUCAGAGCUAAACAAUCAAGUCUUUCAAGUGGUAUGCAAUGUUCUGAAUUCCCUCGAUCAGGGUCUGGUUUGCUCAUCAAAUUGUAACAUUGAAACUGGAAUGGAAACAUCAUUCAAGUGUUAUUAUAUUCUAUUACCUACAGACAAAGGGCUGAUGCUUCUCAGGAGACUGUCAGCAUUGGAGGAGUUCAUGCCUAUCCCUGAUGUUAGCCAACUUACUAGCUGUGUGGUGGAUAAAGAGAUAAAAAACACAGUGCAAGAUUCCUUCCUACAGAUAGAAAUAAAUGACUACAAUCCCAUCCAGCACGAGAGAGGUUUCCAUAAGAAAUUGAACUUCCUCGUUAAAGAGAGCCUUCAAUUUGGGGCAUUACCUCUCAAAAGUAAAGGAAACUCGGAAUGUCAUCCAGCAGACUUUGAUACAAACAGUCCUAAGGAUGAUCAAUCCUCAGUAAUCACAGAAAACAAACUUCCACCAACUGACGUUAAACAUGAACAAGACAAAAGUGCGUCGAUCCUUUCGGAAGAAUGGGAAAAGCUAAUAGUUAACGAACUCGGUGUUAUAAUGCACUCUCCCACAUGCAAUCCCGUCUCCAAGCUGGACCACGCGGUUAUGAGCUCACCAUCACAGAAUAAUAAUAACAACAGCAGGCAGUUGGACGAGAAGACCUCGAGAAUCCUCGAGAGGCUCGAAAUCCCGAGGCAGCUGAAAAGGAAAGCAGUUUCGCCAGGCAGUCUUUCUUCUGAUGUGUGUGCACCGCACGUGACCGUCAAAGUAAAAAACGCUACAAUCCACAACAACAACAACAACGGCCACAUCCCGUGCCCGUUCCCGGGCUGCAAGGGCUGGCUCGAGGUCGGCUUGUGCCGGGCCGUCGUGGGCCCGGAAGUUCUGGUCGAGUGGGACCGGGCGGCUUGUGAGUCGAUUUUCCCGCCGUCCCAGAUAUUCUACUGUCCGUACAAGAGCUGCUCGGGAAUGCUGGUGAUGAAGGAAGGUGAUGAUGAUGAAGGUGAUAUAGAGAAAGCAGAGUGUUUGUACUGCAAUAGGUUGGUGUGCGUGAGGUGUAAGGUGAGGUGGCACUCUGGGAUUGGUUGCGACGAGUUUUCGGCUCUGGGGGAGGAUGAGAGGGAGGCGGAGGAUCUGGCGCUGCACGAGCUGGCGAAGAAGAAAGAGUGGCAGAGGUGCCCUAAAUGCAGGUUCUAUGUCGAAAAGAAGAACGGGUGCCUUCACAUGAAAUGCAGGUGA
Molecule: messenger RNA, 2442 nt
Organism: Striga hermonthica
Lineage: Eukaryota; Viridiplantae; Streptophyta; Magnoliopsida; Lamiales; Orobanchaceae
Source: the annotation of a GenBank genome assembly